Messenger RNA from Aspergillus pseudoviridinutans, 8217 nucleotides. Its product is annotated as type I iterative polyketide synthase. Gene Ontology annotation, molecular function: fatty acid synthase activity; oxidoreductase activity; phosphopantetheine binding. Gene Ontology annotation, biological process: secondary metabolite biosynthetic process; fatty acid biosynthetic process. The coding region runs from base 1 to 8217 and encodes 2738 amino acids. The transcript is spliced from 6 exons. Lineage: Eukaryota; Fungi; Ascomycota; Eurotiomycetes; Eurotiales; Aspergillaceae. The record is from RefSeq and is a predicted model, not a curated record.
AUGCAUCAAGACUCCAAGACGAUGCCUAUAGCCAUCGUCGGUAUGGCAGGACGCUUCCCCGGCGAAGCCCACAACCCAAGCAAGUUAUGGGACAUGAUGGUCGACGGGCGCGAUGCCUGGUCGCCAAUACCGUCAACACGCUUCAACCACGAGGCUUUCUACCACCCAGACCCUGCCCGGAACGGCGCGUCAAACGUCAAGGGCGGCUUCUUCAUGGAAGAAGAUCUGGGCCUUUUCGACGCCCCCUUUUUUGGCAUGACCAAAGCCGAAGCAGCAGCACUUGACCCACAGCAGCGACUUCUGCUCGAGUGCACCUAUGAAGCCUUUGAGAAUGCCGGCGUGCCCAUGGCCUCCAUAUCAGGAGAAGCCCUCGGCGUCUUUGUAGGCUGUUUCUGCAAAGACUGGGGCCAGAUGACCAUGACCCGCGACCCAGACGCGGUUCCAAUGUACCAGGCGACGGGCUCGGGAGACGCGCUGCUCGCAAACCGCCUGUCGUACUUCUUCAACCUGGUCGGGCCGUCCGUCAUGCUCGACACGGCAUGCUCGUCCAGCAUGGUCGCGCUGCACCUAGCUUGCACGGCGAUACGGGCCGGCGACUGUCGCGGCGCCGUGGUGGCAGGGGCCAACGCGCUGCUGAACCAUGACAUGCUGAACCCCAUGACCACCACACGAUUCCUGUCGCCCGAUGGGCGCAGCUACUCUUACGACUCACGCGCCAACGGCUACGGACGUGGAGAGGGCGUGGCAGCCCUCGUGCUGAAGCCCCUGGCAGACGCGCUGCGCGACGGCGACUGCGUGCGGGCCGUCAUCAGGAAUACGGGCUGCAAUCAGGAUGGCCGCACUCCCGGCAUCACGUUCCCGAGUGCCAAAGCCCAGGCAGCACUGUUGCGCAGAGCUCACGCCGACGCAGGGCUGAACCCCGCCGAGACGACGUAUGCCGAGUGUCAUGGGACGGGCACCCAGGCGGGCGACCCGAUAGAAGCCGCUGCCCUUUCCGACGUCUACUGCGGCCAGGGCGGGUCCGGUGCGCCUGCUCGGGCGUCACCUUUGGUUGUAGGAUCCGUCAAGACAAACGUCGGCCACCUUGAGGGCGCUGCUGGCGUGGCGGGCUUGGUAAAAACAGUCAUGAUGCUGGAACACCAGACUAUCGUGCCGAAUGCCGGCUUCCAAAAAGCAAACGAGCGCAUACCUCUGAAGAAGUGGAAGCUUGAGAUCCCACAGACAACCCGGCGAUGGAUACCGACUCAAUCAGGCGCGCUUCGGGCUUCUGUCAGCGGCUUCGGCUUUGGGGGCACCAACGCCUGUGCUAUUCUGGACCACACACAAGCCUACCUAGCCAGCCUACCCGUUCCAGGGCCGGCUAGAAUCCCGUCUCCUGCUCCGGACCUAGAUUCUGCUAGGAAUGAUAUUACCAAUGGCUAUCAUACUUCAAAAUGGAGGGACGAAUCUGCCUUCCGCAGGGAUGACCCGAAGACAUUGCUGAAAGAGCAGCUCCACAUCACAGGUCCCAGAGUCCAAGAAGUUCCUCAGGAGAACGGACAGAACGGACAGAACGGACAGAACGGACAGAACGGACAGAACGGACAGAACGGCCAUCUCCACUUGUCGCCGUCACAACCUACCAGCUAUCAGCGCCGUAUCUUCCCCCUCUCAGCCUUCGACGCCGAAGCCGGCUCAUCCCAAGCAUCGCGCCUCGCCUCCUACCUCCAAGCCCGGAGCGACGACGACAACGCGGACACGCUCGCGGACCUCGCCCACACCCUAAUCAAGCAUCGCUCCCUCCUCCCGUACCGCGCCGCCUUCGUCGCCCGCACGCCCGCCGAUCUCGUCGCGGCGCUCCAGGCCUCCAACCACGCCUUCAAGACCCGCCGCACCCCGCCCGGGCUGGCCUUCGUCUUUACGGGCCAGGGCGCGGCGUGGUUCGCCAUGGGCCGCGAGCUGAUGGCCACGGCGCCGCCCUUCGCCCGCUCACUCGCGCGAUGCGACGCCUGGCUGCACGGGCUCGGCGCCGACUGGUCGGCCGCCGAGGAGCUGUGCCGCGAGCAGGGCGCGACGCGCGUCGGGCUGACCCGCAUCAGCCAGCCGCUGUGCACAGCGGUGCAGCUGGCGCUGGUGGACCUGCUGGCGGAUUGGGCCGUCAACCCGGUGGGAGUGGUUGGCCAUUCCAGCGGCGAAAUCGCGGCUGCAUAUGCGGCUGGACUGAUCAGCGGGCGUGCUGCCAUGGCGGCUGCCUACUUCCGCGGUGUGGCGGCGUCGCAGCCGGAGCUGCACAGCGGCGGCAUGGCGGCCGUGGCAGCGUCUGAGACAAAGGUCCGCGAGCUUCUUGGCGAGCUGCAGACGCAGAAUGGACAGCACGGGUGUGACAUCGCCUGCUAUAACAGCCCGCUCAGCUGUACUGUCUCAGGUCCAGCCGAGGCCAUUAGCGAGCUCGUCAACCUGUGCAAGACUCGUGAGCUCCAAGUUCACAAGCUCCCUGUGAAUGUCGCUUACCACUCGAUGUCAAUGCAAGCGGUGGCAGAAGGCUACCGUACUGCACUCAUGAAGUCAUCCUCAUUCAGCCUCCAGCAUGACGAGCCGCUUCCGACUGCAAGAGCGCCCAUGUUUUCAUCGGUGUCAGGUGAGCGCCUCGACGAGCCAAGCCAGCUGGGCGCCGACUAUUGGGUCGAGAACCUCGUUCAGCCGGUACGCUUCUGUGACGCUUUGAGUAGGCUGUGUCAAGAACUUGGCGGCAAAAGUAGGAAGAGGGACCUCAAGAACAACAAAGCUCAAAACGCAGCACCUGUCGAUGUUCUUGCAGAAAUUGGACCCCAUUCGGCACUUGCCGGGCCAAUCCGUCAGAUACUCCAAGCCGAGCCAGCCCUGUCCGAGCUAUCCUACCUCUCUGUUCUUCGUCGCGGAGAGGACGCCCACGAAACAGCGCUGAAUUUUGCCGCUGCACUCUUCGAGAAGGGGUUUGCUGUGGAUCUAAGCCGAGUCAACCAGGCUCAAAGUCCGGCUGUCCAUGCUCCUUUGUCGAAUGGUCUUGCCAAUGGCCACGUCAACGGCGACAAGGAACCGCAGCCGAGCAGCGAGGUCGUCCAACGCUCCGUUCUCGUCGACCUGCCAUCGUACCCCUGGAAUCACGGCACACGCUACUGGGCCGAACCACGCGAGAGCUAUCUCUACCGCAUGCGCAAGGAGGCCCGCCACGACCUCCUCGGCGCCAUUGUCCGCUUCAACAACCCGCUGGAACCGCGCUGGCGCAACUGGAUGCGCGUCUCAGAGCUGCCCUGGCUGCGGCACCACCGCGUGCAGGGCCUGACCGUGUACCCGGCUGCGGGCUUCCUCUGCAUGGCCAUCGAAGCCGCUCGCCAGCACGCCGCGGCGUCGCAGGAGUCCGGGACGGGCUCCAUCGGCGGGUUCGAUCUGCGCGAGGUGGUCAUUGGACAGGCACUCGUGAUCCCCGAUAGCACGGACGAGGUAGAGACGAUGCUGAGCCUGCGGCCCUCUCAACAGAGGGGCUUCCGCGAGACGGGCUCCUCUGCCUCUCAUGUGUGGAGUGAGUUCUUGGUCACGUCUUGCGGCGCGGACGGCAAGUGGUCUGAGCACUGCCGUGGUCUCAUUGCCGUGCGUUCAGUCGAUCAGUACAGCGGCAACAGUAACGAGGUCAGUGGGAGCCGCCUCGCGGAGCUGGAGAAGGGACGGAAUGAUGAUAACUGGCGUAUCGCGAAAGACACCUGUACAGACGAACUCGACCCUGCUGCGCUAUACGACCGUCUGACUGCCAUUGGGCUGGAGUACGGACCUUCAUUUCGAAAUCUGACGCGAGUUCGCCACGAUGGUAGGGGAUCGGAGGCCCUGGGAACCAUCACUGUUCGGGACAUGUGCUCGCACAUGCCGAUGCAACACCACAGCGCUUUCAUUGUUCAUCCUGCCUUCCUAGACGCCUGCCUGCAUGCCGUUCUGCCACUACGGCUGGACCUUCAGGGUGCGGUAGUGCCCACUUUCAUCUCGAGUGUCCACAUCUCGGCCGGCAUUUCCCAGACUCCUGGUGAGCAGUUCGAUGUCGCUGUUCACGUUGAUAAGGCGAACCGACGUCAGACGGUAGUCUCGCUGAGUGGCCAGCUCGUCGGCGACAAGACAACUCAGCCAGCACCAACGGUGCGAAUUGACGGGUUGACACUCACCUCGCUCGCUGGAGGAGGCGAGCGUAGCGCCAAAGACAGCUUUCCCAUCAAAAAAUGCCUGCGGCCCCUUCUCAAGCCAGAUCCCGAUUUCCUGACGUCGGAGCUGCUCUCGAAACUCUGCGCCCACCUGCAGCCCUUGAGCCCAGAGGCAGAGCGGGCUGACCUGCUCCUCCUCGAAGAGAUGGGAUAUAUCAUGGCCGAGAGAGCACUUGCGCAGGUGCCCGACAUCAGCCAUCUCCCCCAGGGCAACGAGGACCGCGCCAAGCUCUACCGCUCCUUGACGCGCCUCCGAGACGACGUUCACACAGGCCGCAGCCCACACGACGUCAAGGCGUGGAUCGGGAAGACAGCUGAGCAGCGCGCCGCUGUGUGGGAGCAAGGACGGAAUUCCACUGGCGAUGAGGGCAUCUUUGUGGCUCUUGUGGGCGACCACCUCCCCGCGUUCCUGCGCGACGAGGUAGACGUGCUCUCCGUAGUGACACGGGGCGAUGCUCUUGGCCGUUACUAUGCCAACAACGUACGCAUGCGGCGGUCCUGCGAACAGGCCGCAAUAGUCGUGGAUCUACUUGCGCACCAGAACCCCAGCCUCCGUGUGCUUGAGAUCGGAGCCGGCACGGGAGGCGCCACGAUGCCGAUCCUGGAGAAGCUGGCCGGAUCGUCAGGGUCCGACAUGCCACGCUUUGUCUCUUACGAUUUCACCGAUGUCUCACCAGGCUUCUUCGGCCCAUUCCAGGCGAAGAUGGCCGAAAAGGGCUGGGAGGACCUGCCCAUCACCUACCGCAAGCUCGACAUCGAAACGGAUCCUGUUGAUCAAGGGUUUGUCGCCGGGACCUACGACCUCAUCGUUGCAUCGAACGUCCUACACGCGACGAAGGACCUCGAGCGGACUAUGCGUAAUACGCGCCACCUUCUCAGGCCCGGAGGCACACUCGUCCUCGUUGAGCUGAUGCGCAAGCCGUAUGGGGGCGUCGGCGAUUUGUUUGGCAUCUUUCCGGGGUGGUGGAUUGCCGAGGAGGCGCAUCGGCAGGACUCUCCCCUGUUGGACGAGAAUGGUUGGAAUGAAAUCUUUCAGAGGACCGGCUUUUCUGGACUGAAGGCAGCGGUCUGGGACACCGAAGACAGCUUGACACACAAGGGGACAACGCUGGUGACGACGGCCGUUGCCGAAGAGAGCCAUCAGCACCCAGCCACUGACCGAUGCUUUCGCGUCGUGAGCGGCUCAGGCUGCCCGUCAGCCGUCGUUGGGGCCCUCUGCGAGUCUCUCGGAAGCAUGGGGCCCGCACAAGCUUUCACACUGGAGCAAUACGUACAGGAUUCCAAGCUGCUGCAGCAAGACGAGCACACACACACGAUAUUCCUCGAGCUCGGUAGCUCGUCCAUGCUUCGGAACCCAAACGAAGCCAGCUGGGAAGCCAUCAAGUCCCUGGCGACGGGCAGUGAGGGUAUCCUGUGGGUAACACGGGGAGCUUGUUUUCCCGAGUCCAGCUCGCCCGACCUCGCCUUGGCCAGUGGUCUAUUGCGGACGUUGCGGACGGAAAUCGGCGGUCCUCUGGUGCACCUCGACCUCGAGCCAGGAACAGACAUACUGGCAGGAGAGCAGCUCUCGCAAACCUUGACCCGUGUCUAUCGCCACGCGCUUGAAACUUAUGAGAAUCACGGUCUCCGCGAUGGAGACUCUGGCGGCGACCCAGAGCUCGAGUUUAUAGAGCGUAACAGCACUAUCCAGUUGCUACGAUUCACGGAAGACACGGCUGUGGAGCACUUCGUCACCUCCCGGGUGGGCGUACUCCGUCCCUCAGUACAGAGUAUGAACACUGGCACGCAGGCCGAAAGGCGGCUCAAGGUGGAAGUUGCGCAGCUUGGGAUGCUGGAUACCCUGUAUUUCGGCGAUGAUGCUCGCGUGGCCGGUCCGCUGGGUGCAAACGAGGUUGAAAUCGAAAUCCGAGCAGCCGGACUCAACUUCCGAGAUGUUAUGAUGGCCAUGGGCCAAAUCGAAGCGGCCGAUCUAGGUGCCGAGUGCGCCGGUAUUGUUACGGCUGUUGGAUCUGAUGUCGACCAGAGGAAGAUGCGAGUUGGUGACCAUGUUGUUGCGCCUGCAGAUGGCGCGUUGUCUCAAUGUGUGCGUGUGCCAGCCAGCCGUGCACAGCACCUCCCCGAUACCAUGACCUUUGCUGAAGCAGCGACUCUGCCCAUUGUCUUCUGCACAGCGCUGCACUCGAUGCGUGUUGCCGCUGUAGAUGCUGCCGACAUCGUCCUUGUCCACGCCGCAGCCGGGGGUCUAGGUCAGGCGCUGAUCCAGCUGUGUCGCAGGGCCGGCGCUCGUAUUCUCGCCACUGUUGGCAACAGUGAGAAAAAGCGCCUCCUUGUGGACCGAUAUGGCAUUGCGGAGCAGGAUAUCUUCUGGAGUCGUGACGCCGGAUUUGAGAGCGGCGUCAUGGCAGCAACAGCGGGCAAGGGCGUCAAUGUCGUCUUUAAUUCACUGUCAGGCGAGCUUCUCCGCGCGUCCAUGCGUUGCCUCGCUCCCUGGGGGCGUUUCGUCGAGCUCGGGAAGCGGGACUUUGCCAUCAACACCUCCCUCGAGAUGGCGUCGCUCGCUAAGAGUAUCAGCUUCCUGACAGUCGACCUCAUGUCACUCCUCCUUCAACGACUCGAGAAGGGUUCAGAGCUUUGGGAGAGCGUCAUGAAUAUGGCUCGUCGCCAGGAAAUUCAGCCGAUAGAACCCAUUGCCACGUUCGGAUUGGGCGAUAUUGAAAGCGCGAUGCGCACAAUGCAGGCAGGAAGACACAUCGGCAAGAUUGUACUGGAACCUAGGAAAGGGGAAUCAGGAAUGGUUAUGCCGCAGGGUGCCCCUCGUCCCUCGCUGCAUAGCGACGCUGCCUACGUGCUGGUUGGUGGUUUGGGUGGCAUCGGGCGAUCUUUCGCUUCCGUCAUGGUGCGGCAUCUCGGUGCACGUCAUCUAGUCUUCAUCUCCCGCAGCGGCGCUUCAACCCCUGAGGCACAGCACACUGUCAGAGACCUCCAACGCCUCGGGGCACAGAUUACCGUCAUAGCAUGUGACGCUUCCGAUAAGGCAGCGCUCAAGGCAGAGCUCGACUCGCGCGUGUUGCCGCCCAUCAAGGGCGUCCUUCACCUAGGUCUCGUGAUCAAGAAUGAUCUCUUCCGGAACAUGGAGCUGUCCACAUGGCUUGAUUCACUCAAGCCCAAGGUGGAAGCUACCUGGAACCUCCACGAGCUACUGCCGGCCGACAUGGAUUUCUUCGUUAUGCUCUCCUCCAUGGCUGCGAUAUUGGGCGUGACCAGUCAGGCAGCUUACAACGCUGCAGGCACGUUCCAAGACGCCUUUGCCAGUUUCAGGAACAACCAGUUGGGCUGGGCGGCCACAACGACUAUGGAUCUCGGAAUGGUCGUCGGCGUCGGCUACGUUGCUGACCGCAUCGGCACGCAUAAUCGGCUCCUCGCCCAAGGUUUCGAGCCUAUUCCCGAGGCCGAGUGUCUAGCUCUUCUUGAAGCCUGUCUCCCCGCUCGGUCCCAUUCCCAAGCGCCACUCAAGGCGAACGGGGUCGACCCAGGCAACAUCAUAACAGGUCUCUGGCCCGCACGGCUCCUGGAGAACAGGGGGACGGCCCGCGCACUGUACUCAGCUCCCCAGUUCGCCUACGCGCGGCAGAUGGCAACGUUGGCAGCGGCGGCCAAUAGUGGAGCGGGUGAUGGAGCUGGCGCCGAUGGGACGGGGCAGCAGCGCAUCAGAGAGUUGCUGCCGCUAGCAGAAUCGAUGGCGGACGCAGAGUCCUUGGUGCUGAGUGCCGUAGUGGGUAAAUUGGCGAGCCUCCUGAUGCUCCCCGAGGAAGAAAUUGGGGUGGACGACGGCCAGAGCAUGAGCAGCUACGGGCUGGACUCUCUAGUAGCUGUGGAAAUGCGAAACUGGGUGGCGAGUGAUAUUCAGGUUACCGUCCCUAUUCUGGAGUUUUUGGGUACACAGAGUAUCAAGGACUUCUGUUACGCGUUGGCAAGGAAGUCCAAGCUCCUCAGGAAAGAUCUGUCCUCGGAGUAG